GAUUGUGCGUGAAUUUUGUGUCCCUACUCGAACGUUUGCCGAGGGGCCGUGAAUCAGGAUGGACAUUUCGAGCGAUGUGUGGAACCAAGUGGCCUUGGAAGCGUCCCAGCUGUACUUCACCGAGGAUGGCAAAAGUCCCUUCGCCAAUACGUCCAUCGAGAAACUGCCGGAUAAGGUAAUUUUGCACAUUUUUUCGUAUCUGAGUCAUUUGGAAAUAUGUCGCAUGGCGACGGUAUGCCGCCGUUGGCGAACGAUCGCCUACAACACCCAGCUGUGGAAGAAUGUGUCCCUUCGACCGGAAGUUUCGGGGCUGCAUGUAGGCUCGUUAGAGUCGCUGCUGCAGCUAAUUUCGGUGCGGUUUGGUCCAUCACUUCGCUAUAUCGAACUUCCGAUCGAGCUGAUCACGCAUACCGUGCUGCAUGAGCUGUCUUCCAAGUGCCCAAACCUCACGCAUAUGCUGCUGGAUUUCUCCACAGCCAUGCAGCUGCACGACUUCAGCGAAAUGCAGGCGUUUCCCGCCAAGCUUCGGUACAUGUGCGUUUGUCUGUCCGAGGUCAUCUUCAUGGAAGGUUUCAUGCGGAAAAUUUACAAUUUCAUCAACGGACUCGAGGUGCUGCACCUGAUCGGCACGUACGAAAAGGGUGAGGAGGAAGAAGAGGAAAUCUACGAGGUCAUCAACGUGCACAAGCUAAAAUCGGCCACACCGAACCUGCGCGUCAUCAACCUGUACGGCAUCAAUUUCAUCGACGAUUCGCACAUCGACGCGUUCAGCUCCAACUGCAUCCAGCUGGAGUGCCUUGCGGUCAACUAUUGCAACAAGGUUGUUGGAUCGACCCUGAAGGCGCUGUUGGCAAGAUCGAAGCAACUGAAAUGUUUGCUUAUGAACGGCACGAGCCUCAAGUCGGAGUACGUGAUGCAAGCAGAGUGGGACAAAUGUUCGGUGCAAGAGCUGGACAUCUCCGGCACGGAUCUGACGAGCGAGUGCCUUAUUGAUUUACUGACCAGAAUUCCCACGCUGCGCUUCCUCAGCGCUGGCCAAAUUAACGGUUUUAACGACUCGGUGCUGAAGGCGUGGAUGGAGGGUGGCAAUCCGAAGACUCUGAUCGCUCUCGAUCUUGAUUCGUCGGAUAAUGUGUCCGAUGAGGCAUUGGCACGCUUCAUAACACGCUACGGCGCUCAGCUGCAGGCGUGCGUGCUCUCCGGGAUGACGCAUAUUACCGACCAACUGUGGAUGACGAUCCUUCCGAUUCUGACGAAUAUCAAAAUCAUAGUGAUGGGCACCACGGAGCGUCUGAGUGGUAACAUACACGUGGACCAGCUAAUGGACACCAUUGGAUCGCACUGCACGAAGCUCGAACGGCUGGAGCUUCGUUGGGAUCCGGAAAAUCUACGUUUCUCCGACAAAAGCCAGAAAGCGAUCGAUUUGCUGCGUGUCAAGUGUUUGAAGCUGCGUUGCCUCGUGUUGAGCGACGGCCGCUACUACGAAACGGUGAAGGCAAACUUCGAACGAGCUGAUCGUACGACCGUUGUACGCACGACUACGAGUUGUCGCGUGUCGGCUUACCACGUUCUUAGCAACUACAACGACUUGGUUUUCAAUUAGAUUAAGCGUUGGACACUACAUUUUGGUCAUCAAUUUGCAACUCUAGUGUGUGUUUCGUAUAUUUGGUUUGCUUAUGCAAACAACAAAAUCUUGCUUUUAUUUUAAA
This is a messenger RNA of Anopheles nili, 1709 nucleotides long. It is a transcript of the gene FipoQ, whose product is annotated as F-box/LRR-repeat protein 7. Gene Ontology annotation, cellular component: SCF ubiquitin ligase complex. Gene Ontology annotation, biological process: positive regulation of protein ubiquitination; SCF-dependent proteasomal ubiquitin-dependent protein catabolic process. Gene Ontology annotation, molecular function: protein binding. The transcript has 4 exons. The record is from RefSeq and is a predicted model, not a curated record. NCBI's taxonomy places the organism in Eukaryota, Metazoa, Arthropoda, Insecta, Diptera, Culicidae. Bases 59 to 1603 code for a protein of 514 amino acids.